This is a messenger RNA of Lacerta agilis (Sand lizard), 1131 nucleotides long. Its product is annotated as transmembrane emp24 domain-containing protein 10-like. The transcript has 5 exons. The coding region runs from base 40 to 675 and encodes 211 amino acids. The record is from RefSeq and is a predicted model, not a curated record. Gene Ontology annotation, biological process: Golgi organization; intracellular protein transport; endoplasmic reticulum to Golgi vesicle-mediated transport. Gene Ontology annotation, cellular component: endoplasmic reticulum; endoplasmic reticulum-Golgi intermediate compartment; COPII-coated ER to Golgi transport vesicle. Lineage: Eukaryota; Metazoa; Chordata; Lepidosauria; Squamata; Lacertidae.
AUUUAUUUAUUUUCCGCUCUUGUCUGGCUCUUAACAGCGAUGUGGGUGCCCGGACUCCUGGGUCCCUUGGCCCUGCUGGCCUUUUCUGCAGGUGGCUGCCAGGGACUGUCCUUCCAGCUUCCGCCACAGACGCGCAAGUGUCUGAAAGAGGAGCUUCACCGAGAUGUGAUGGUCACCGGGGAAUUCGUGGUCUCGGAAGCCACCGCGCCGGGGAUCAGGACAGACUUGCGGGUUACGGACUCCUCUGGCCACCUCUUGUACUCCAAGGAUGAUGCCAAGAAAGGAAAAUUUGCCUUCACCACAGACGACUAUGAGAUCUAUGAGAUUUGCUUUGAGAGUCAUGGCCAGCCAGGGAAUUUCCGGGUCCCUGACCAACUGAUCACCCUCAAUAUCAAGCACGGGGUGGAGGCACGGAAUUAUGAGGACAUUGCGAAGGCUGAGAAACUCAAGCCCUUGGAGGUGGACCUUCGUCGGCUCGAGGACCUUUCCGAAUCCAUCGUCAAAGACUUUGCCUUCAUGAAACAACGCGAGGAGGAGAUGCGUGAUACCAAUGAAUCCACCAGCGCUCGGGUCUUCUACUUCAGCAUUUUCUCCAUGCUCUGCCUUGUGGGUCUGGCCACUUGGCAGGUCUUCUACCUCAGACGCUUCUUCAAAGCCAAGAAACUCAUCGAGUGAUUGAGCUCCGGUUUGGGCACAGGGGGAGAGGGAAGAAGUGGGCAGCUCCCCCCCCCUUUACCGGACUCUCCUGCCUAGUUUUGCCAUGGAUCUAGCCUGCAACCUGUUAGGUGUGAACCAUGCUCAAUCUCUCUCCGCUGAAUUGUUCCACUCCGAAGGUGACUGGAUUAUUUUUUUCCGGGAUUUCCUUGUGGCCAAGACGACUGGGUGGAACAUGACAACUGGACUGGAUCUCUUUGCUAGCCAGGAAUGGAGCCGCUCAUCAGACAAGGCAUGGAUUCUGGGGAGCAGAUUAGAAAACCACUUGCUGUUCCUCCCCAACCGACUGGUGUUCGUGUGCUCUGCAUGGUGGUGGUGCUGGGGAUGUGGUGGGGUGGGUGUUUUAAUUAGACUAGGUAAUUUAAGUCCCAACUGCUGAGUGUAAUACUUUGGAAGUAAUAAAUUUUGGUUCCUAGA